ACAAGGGGAAUUUAUUUGAUAGUAACGGCUUUAUUUAUACACACAUAUUGAUGUUUUGAAUUAAGUUCCUUUUAAAUUAAAUAUACAAAAAAAAAAAUAGUUUAUCUGGACAUGAGAAUACUGGAUAUCUUAUGAACUUAUGAAUAUAAGAGAAUCGAUGAUCAAAUAAUCAAAACUCAGCAGUCUGAGUAACUGUUACUCGUGGUUUGUGUUUUUAUCAAUAUAUUUGGAUUGUUAUAUGCAGCGAAUUUAUUCCUGUCUGACUUUUUACCAUCCGAAAACGUGUUCUGUUGUGUUAGCCAGAAAUACUGUUUUAUCUAACACAUAAUGGGGAUUACUCGAAUGCACGUAGUGAUUUUGCUGUCAAUUACAAUCGUGUGCCUUAUUGGUUCCCGGCUAUUCUUUGACAAAGGUGUAAGCGUAAACUUGUUAAGGGGCUAUGGAGACGAUAUGACAGUGGCAUUGUCAAAUAUGAUACAACAAAGAAAUAACCUUUCACGUGCACUUAAUCUGAAACAACAGAAAAUAGGGCAAAUGGAGUGUGAGGAGAUGAUGAAACGUAAAGAUAUACACAAGGUAUCUUCUACCGGCGGUUGGUGUGCUAAUACAAGCGUAGAAAACUCAGGUCAUCAUAAAACUGAUAGGAAACUAGUGCCAGUUCUUGCCGAAUUUUUCAAAGGUAUGUUAUUCUGUUUAUUUUUUUUCAUUUCUUUUUUAUUCAAAUCAAAUCUGGCAUAUAUUAUGAAAAUAACAUAGCAUCAAUACAUAAGGGUAGGGUAAAUAUUCUCCCAGCGUUAUUAAAUGUUAAAUAUAAGUACGUUUUAAUACAGUUCUGCAAAAUGUACUGCUGUUUAUACGUUUGAACUUUGU
Molecule: messenger RNA, 870 nt
Organism: Mercenaria mercenaria
Lineage: Eukaryota; Metazoa; Mollusca; Bivalvia; Venerida; Veneridae
Exons: 2
Coding region: 328-756 (142 amino acids)
Source: RefSeq, a predicted model, not a curated record